AGAGGGCUGAGAGUGAGAUCACUGAAGGUGCUGUCGGAGUGCCACAGCCCCCCACCUCCCCACCCCACUGGCUCCAAGAACACCCAAGCUGCAUUCUUGACAAAGUCUCAAGUCUCUUGUUUGGAGACCAGAAAGCUCCUCGACAGAUCUCUGAGGACGGUGCAGAAGAAGUGACUAGGGUUUACGGCAUUAAUUCAGCCUCAUACUGAGAGAGUUAAUUUACCAGCAAUGUCUCUGAAAGGUGAUGUGUGUGUGGUGACCGGAGCAUGUGGAUUCCUAGGACAGAGGCUGGUCAGGCUGCUGCUGGAGGAAGAGCAACUGGCUGAGAUCCGACUUCUGGACAAGCACAUACAGCCUCAACUUGUACAGGCUCUGGACGACUUAAAAGGAGAGACAAAUGUGGCUGUUUAUGAAGGGGACAUCAGGGAUGGUGAGUUCCUGAGAAAAGCCUGUCGGGGAGCAUCAAUCAUCUUCCACAUCGCAUCUAUCAUUGAUGUUAUUGGAGCAGUGGACUACAGGGAGCUUUAUGGGGUCAAUGUCAAAGGGACCCAGCUGCUCCUGGAGGCAUGUAUACAAGAGAACGUGGUGUCAUUUAUCUACACCAGCAGUAUCGAGGUGGCAGGGCCCAACCCCAAAGGUGACCCCAUAAUCAAUGGCAAUGAGGACACAGUUUACAACUGCUCCCUAAAGUUUCCCUACAGCAAGACCAAAAAGGAAGCUGAACAGAAAACGCUGCAGGCCAAUGGCGAGGUGCUGCAGAACGGAGGCCGGCUGGCCACCUGUGCCCUCAGACCUAUGUACAUCUACGGAGAAGGGUGUCGCUUCCUCCUGGGCCACAUGGCUGACGGGAUCCGAAACAAAGAUGUUCUGUACCGGGCCUCAGCCCCAGAGGCCCAUGUGAAUCCUGUGUACAUUGGCAACGUGGCUCUGGCCCACCUCCAGACAGCCCGUGGCCUCAGAGAUCCACAGAAAAGAUCCAUCAUCGGAGGGAAUUUUUACUACAUUGCUGACAAUACACCACCGGUGAGUUAUUCAGAUUUCAACCACGUUGUGAUGUCACCUCUGGGGUUCCGCAUUCAAGAGAAGCCAAUGCUGCCACUCUGUCUCCUCUAUGUGCUCUGCUUCUUUUUGGAGAUGUUGUGUAUGAUGCUUCGCCCCUUCAUAAGCACUGUCCUGCCGCUGAACCGACAGCUCCUCGUCAUGUUGAAUACACCGUUCAGCUUCUCCUACCAGAAGGCCCAGAGAGACCUGGGAUACACCCCCAGAUACACCUGGCAGGAAGCACGCAGACGCACCACCGAAUGGCUUGCCUCCCAGUUGCCAAAGGAGAGAGACAGAAUAAGGGCUAAAUAAUUGCUGAAUAAUAAUUACCAGUGGCGGCCGGCCAAUAGAGGGCGCUAGGGCGCCGCCCCACCACUCCCAACAUCCUGCAGUAGACAUGAAUAAAAACUGCUGUAAUAUGAAAUAUAUCCUGUAGUAUAUUUUAAAUGACCAAUCCAGCAAGUUAGAUAGAUAGAUAGAUAGAUACUUUAUUCAUCCCGAAGGAAAUUCACAGUUUUCAGCAGAGUACAAGAUUGAGUAAAUCAAAAAUAAAGAAUAAGUAAAUCAAAAUAAAGAAUAAAAGAUGAC
Messenger RNA from Myripristis murdjan (pinecone soldierfish), 1629 nucleotides. RefSeq names its product hydroxy-delta-5-steroid dehydrogenase, 3 beta- and steroid delta-isomerase 1 (gene hsd3b1). NCBI's taxonomy places the organism in Eukaryota, Metazoa, Chordata, Actinopteri, Holocentriformes, Holocentridae. Gene Ontology annotation, biological process: steroid biosynthetic process. Gene Ontology annotation, molecular function: oxidoreductase activity, acting on the CH-OH group of donors, NAD or NADP as acceptor. The record is from RefSeq and is a predicted model, not a curated record. The transcript has 3 exons. Bases 229 to 1353 code for a protein of 374 amino acids.